Aphis gossypii (cotton aphid) is the source of this 1577-nucleotide messenger RNA. Its product is annotated as GILT-like protein 1. Gene Ontology annotation, molecular function: oxidoreductase activity, acting on a sulfur group of donors, disulfide as acceptor. Bases 520 to 1266 code for a protein of 248 amino acids. Lineage: Eukaryota; Metazoa; Arthropoda; Insecta; Hemiptera; Aphididae. The transcript is spliced from 6 exons. The record is from RefSeq and is a predicted model, not a curated record.
UGGCCGCCGCGGUGUUGGUGGUGACUGAUUAGACGGCGCUAUCUGUGAUUUCAGAUUUGUGUAAACAAUAAUAAUAUGAGUAUUGAGCAUAGAUAACAGAUUUCUGAUUUAUUAACUUACCGUUUAAUGUUAAUUAUUAUUAUUACUCUAUGGUGUUAACUGUUAAGGUAAUAAAGUGUUAACUGCUUCUGCACAUUGAAGUGCUUUAAUUGUUCGAGAAGUGCCUCAGUGGAAAUUCGUUAUUUCGUAGAACGUUUAGUCUCAGAAAUGCAGAAUAGGUGUUGUUGACACGUUACACAUAAUUUCAAAUACCGACUGUAGACUACUUGAGCGAUGCGAAUCGUUAUUGAACGAAAAACCACAUUCAGUUUUCUACCGAGUAUUCCACGAUGUCAAUUUGCAACGUGACCACCAUUGUACUUUAACUAAAAAUAUUUCCUCAAUUUAUAAUAUUAGACAUAUUCAUAAUACCUACAAAAUGACUAGUUAACGUUUACUCGAUUUCUUCUGUCAUUCACCAUGGUUUUUACCAAUAUAAGAAUACUGAAGGUAUUCUCGUCAUAUAAGUUUCGCUGGUGUAUUGCAUUUAUUGUUGUAUUCAGUUUUUGGCAAAUAUUCAAAGCCAUAACGAAUAGUAAUAAACAGAAACUAAUUCAUUCUUCACAUGUUCUAACCAAUGACAACUCUUUAAUGGAAAAUAGUGUAAAAGAUAUGACAUAUCUUCCAGUUGGUGUAUACUAUGAAGCAUUAUGCCCAGAUUCAAGAAAUUUUAUACUUCAGCAUUUAGUUCCAUCUUUUAAUAAAGCACCAAACAGUUUUAGUAUUGAAUUUGUUCCUUAUGGGAAAGCCAAGACACAUGAAAACUCUGAUGGUUCGAUCACAUUUGCUUGUCAACACGGCCCAGUAGAAUGCCAUGCAAAUAAAAUUCAUUCGUGUGCUACUCAACAUGUAAAAGAUCAAAGUGUUUUGGUCAAAUAUAUAUCAUGCAUGAUUGAUAAUAAUUAUGAACCAGAAAUGAUUGGAAUGCUUUGUGCCAAAAAACACAAUGUCAAUUGGAAUAAAAUUUAUGCUUGUUCAGAAGGAAAAGAAGGUGAACUAUUAUUAAAACUAAAUGGUGAAGCAACAGAUAAGCUGUGGCCUCAAGUUUCAUUUAUCCCAACAAUUUUAAUCAACCAUGAACAACCUAGACAAGCUUCUGUCUUAAAAGAUUUUUGGGGUGUUGUUUGCAGUUAUUUCCCUCCUGAUUCAAAACCUGCUGCUUGUUAAAUAUUGAUAACCACCAUUUUUUUCUAUUGACAAUUAAGGUAAACAAUAUUUUAUUAUAAGUUAUUAACUUAUUUUAAAAAAAACCUUGUGAUAUUUGAACUAAACUUUAUACUUUUUUAUUGUUAAUUUUUAUUUGAAUUCUAAUAUUUGUUUGUUGUGGCCAUAAUGGAUAUAUUAUAUGAUAUAAACUAAGUAUACUAUACAAAUAAAUAAUAGUACAUUAUUUAUACUUAACAUGAUAAUUAUGAUGUGCUUAAACUUUUUCAUUGAGUAUUAUAUUAUUAUAAAAUAUAUUUUAUUUGCUAUUCAAA